Molecule: messenger RNA, 2552 nt
Organism: Lontra canadensis (Northern American river otter)
Lineage: Eukaryota; Metazoa; Chordata; Mammalia; Carnivora; Mustelidae
Product: carboxypeptidase A1
Exons: 13
Coding region: 718-2028 (436 amino acids)
Biological process (GO): proteolysis
Molecular function (GO): zinc ion binding; metallocarboxypeptidase activity
Source: RefSeq, a predicted model, not a curated record
UUCCAUUGGAAGGGCUGCCGUAGAGUUCACAAGAGUUCUGAAGAACUCUUCUCUCUUCCUCUCUCUUUCUCUUUUGCUCUUGCUCUCAAUCUUUCUCUCUCUCUCUCCCCACCCCUACACCAAAAAGACAGGGAUAGUUGUCUUAUUAUUAGUGACUUAAGUGAUGCUUUUGAACAAGAAGAUGCUGGGUACUUUUGGUGACUAGUACCAUCCCACUUUUUUUCUUCUAAAUUCCCAAGCUAUUGUUUACUAGAACACUCUUUUAUACUUGUUUCUACUAAAACUGAAUGUUACUUGGGUGGAAAGCCUAAUUGCUUUCUUUUCUAGGUCCUGAAACCCUUUGCUAAUGUUUCUGUCUGAGAGUUCCUGAAGUCAGGGUUCUAGGAGAGUUUGGCAUGUCUGAACAGCUGAACCCCGAAAUAAUGGAGUAGGUCAGGUGGGGUGUGGGAGCAGGGCAUCCUGUCAAUGAAAGAGCUCCCUUCUCCGCACACAUGGCUGGUUAAUUAGUCAUUCUGGGAAAGGAUGGAUGGGGAGGGGGGCUUCUGAGAAUCGCCAGUGACAGCCUGGCCAAGCCAGUUCACCCAAGCUGUCUCAUCUAAUACCCCUCCAGACCCCUGUGAGGCCGCGCCUGCCGGCCUUUAGGUGCUGCAUUGCCUUGAGGCCUGGGCCAUGCCUGCACACGAGGAAGGCCCCUGAAGCUCUCCUGAGGGAAGAAGCAUGCAGGGCGCCCCUGGAGGAGGCCCGGGCCCUGGCCCAUCCCCUGUGGACAGGUGGACGCUCGUGGUCUUCAGCUUUAUUAUGGCAACAGUUUUGGGCCAAAUGAAUUUCACAGGAGACCAGGUUCUUCGAGUCCUGGCUAAAAAUGAGAAGCAGCUUUCAGCUCUCAGGGAUCUGGAUGGCCUGAAGCCCCAGAAGGUGGACUUCUGGCGUAGCCCAGCCAAGCCCAGCCUCCCUGUGGAUAUGAGAGUUCCUUUCUCAGAACUGAAAGACAUCAAAGCUUACCUGGAGUCUCACGGCCUUGCCUACAGCAUCAUGAUAAAGGACAUCCAGGUGCUGCUGGAUAAGGAGAGAGAAGCCAUGGCCAAGUCCCGCCGGUUGGAGCGUAGCACGAGCAGCUUCAGCUACUCCUCCUACCACACCCUGGAGGAGAUAUAUAACUGGAUGGACAACUUUGUAACUGAGUAUUCAGAUAUUGUCUCAAAAAUUCAGAUUGGCCACAGUUUUGAAAAUCGGUCCAUUCUUGUCCUGAAGUUCAGCACUGGAGGUUCUCAGCGCCGGGCCAUCUGGAUCGACACUGGAAUUCACUCCCGGGAGUGGAUCACGCAUGCCACUGGCAUCUGGAUGGCCAAGAAGAUUGUCAGUGAAUAUGGCAAAGACCGCACCCUGACAAACAUACUGAACGCCAUGGACAUCUUCAUGGAGAUUGUCACCAACCCUGAUGGGUUUGCCUUUACCCACAGCAUGAACCGCCUGUGGCGGAAGAACAAGUCCACCAGACCUGGAAUGUUCUGCAUCGGUGUGGAUCUUAACAGGAACUGGAAGUCGGGCUUUGGAGGAAAUGGUUCUAAUAACAACCCCUGCUCUGAGACUUACCGUGGGCCCUCCCCUCAGUCGGAGCCGGAGGUGGCGGCCAUAGUGGACUUCAUCACCACCCAUGGGAACGUCAAGGCUCUGAUCUCCAUUCACAGCUACUCUCAGAUGCUCAUGUACCCUUAUGGCCACUCUUUGGAACCCGUUCCAAACCAGGAGGAGUUGUACCAGCUCGCCAAGGACGCGGUGAAGGCCCUGUAUGAGGUCCAUGGGAUCGAGUACAUUUAUGGCAGCAUCAGCGCCACUCUCUAUGUGGCCAGCGGGAUCACUGUGGACUGGGCCUACGACAGUGGCAUCAAGUACGCCUUCACCUUCGAGCUCCGGGACACGGGGCGCUACGGCUUCCUGCUGCCGGCCUCCCAGAUCGUCCCCACGGCCCAGGAGACGUGGCUGGCGCUCCGGACCAUCAUGGAGCACACCCUGCAGCACCCCUACUAGCAACAGCGCUGAGGGAGGAGCAGGAGCACGCACUCCCUUCCCCUAGGCCGGGGCUCCUCCUGAACCCCGAGUGAUCCAUGGUCCUCCCCACACCCUUACCCUGACCCCUUAGGCAAUAAAUAACAGGUUUGAACAGGCUGGGUGGCCUCUGGUGCUGGCCACCACCCAUUUUGGGCUCAGCACUGAGAAGGGGCCAGGGGCAGCUUGAAAUGCCUCUUUGCUCUUUAGGAAUCCGGGAGGAUCAGGGACUAGCAGACCUCCUAUUCCUUCCCCUGAGUGCUCUCCAGGCCCAGAACACAUAACCCACUCUCUGGGAGCUACGGGUAUACACAUUGUCCCCUUGGUGUCUACACUCUGAGAUGAGGGCACAAUGUUUCACCCAAAGGAGUGGGUCUGCGGUGGCAGCAUCUCGGGCGCCCCGAGGGAAAGGUGGGUGCAGACAAGCAGCUUCCUCCUCCUCCUCACCUGUAGUCACCAAGUUCUAGUCAGGCCCUGAGCAGGCCGGGCAUUUACCAAGCAAGCAC